Messenger RNA from Salvelinus namaycush (lake trout), 1150 nucleotides. Its product is annotated as E3 ubiquitin/ISG15 ligase TRIM25-like. The record is from RefSeq and is a predicted model, not a curated record. Lineage: Eukaryota; Metazoa; Chordata; Actinopteri; Salmoniformes; Salmonidae. Gene Ontology annotation, molecular function: zinc ion binding. The annotation marks the transcript as partial. The transcript has 5 exons.
UCUAGAGCAACGAAAGUAGUAUCAUUCGGCUAGUGUGUGCACCACAAUGUCAGCAGCCAUGGAUUCAAUCAGUUGUUCAAUAUGUCUGGAUCUACUGAAGGAUCCGGUGACUAUUCCCUGUGGACACAGCUACUGUAUGGGCUGUAUUAAGGACUGCUGGGAUCAGGAUUAUGUGAUGGGUUUUCUGAUCAGCUGCCCUCAGUGCAGACAGACCUUCAUCCCAAGGCCGGUUCUGAAGAAAAGCACCAUGCUAGCAGAAUUGGUGGAGAAUCUGAAGAAGACAGGACUCCAAGCUGGUACCCCUGCUCACCAUUAUGCUGGACCUGAAGAUAUAGCGUGUGAUGUCUGCACUGGGAGAAAACUCAAAGCUGUCAAGUCCUGUCUGGUGUGUCUGGCCUUUUACUGUGAGACUCACCUCCAGCCUCACUAUGAAUCUCCUACCUUUAAGAAGCACAAGCUGGUCAAAGCCUCCACACAACUAGAGGAGAAGAUCUGCUCUCAUCAUGACAAACUGGUGGAGAUUUACUGCCGUACUGAUCAGCAGUUUAUCUGUUAUCUGUGUACAAUGGAUGAACAUAAAGGCCAUGAUACAGUCUCAGCUGAAUCAGAAAGGACUGAGAGACAGAGCCAGGUGGGGGAAAAACAACAGAAAUCCAAACAGAGAAUCCAGGAUAAAGAGAAUGAGAUGCAAGAGGUGAGACAGGCUGUGUAUUCACUCAAGUGCACUGCAGAGGCAGCGGUGAAGAACAGUGAGAGGAUCUUUACUGAACUGAUCCGCUCCAUUGAGAGAAGGCGCUCUGAGGUGAAAGAGUUGAUCAGAGCCCAGGAGAAGGCUGAAGUGAGUCGAGCUGAAGGACUGCUGAAGCAACUGGACCAGGAGAUGGCUGAGCUGAGGAGGAGAGAGGCCAAGUUGGAGCAGCUCUCACACACAGAAGACAACAUCCAAUUCCUCCAGAGUUUCCAGUCUCUCUCUGUCCCUCUUGGAUCUAAGGCCUUACCCAUCAUCACUUUCAAUCAACACGUCUCCUUUGAGUAUAUAAGGAAAUCAGUCGCUGGGCUGAAAAGUCAAGUUGAAAAGAUCUGCUCUGGGGAAAUUGCCAAGAUCUCUGUAAAAAUGACAAAAGUCCACAUUGUUCCACCUUCUGAGCCC